UCUGGCCACAGCACCCGGAACUAAAGCUGACAUGUCAUAAGAUCAGUGGAGUUAUACUACGUGUGUCACUGACAUCAUCCGUGUUUGAAGCAGCCAUGGCAGCCACUUCAUGUCCAGAUGUGUCCGAGCUGGUGGCGGAGGCUCGCCGUCUGUAUGAGCAGGUGUUCGGGGGAGAGGCUCCUCUGACGGCGGUGUGCGCUCCUGGAAGAGUGAACCUGAUAGGAGAGCACACCGACUACAACCAGGGAUUUGUGCUUCCUAUGGCGCUGCCCCUUGUCACUGUGGUGAUCGGGAGCCAAACCUCUGGUCGGGAUGUUACCGUGGUAACGACAACUAAGGAUGCUGAUGAGCCUCGGAGGGUGGACUUCACCCUGCCUGUUGAUGGAUCACCGCUGUCUCCAGGGUUACCCAGCUGGGCAAACUAUGUGAAGGGUGUCAUACAGCAUUACAGGGCUCCUCCUGUCCCCGGCUUCAGGGCGGUGAUAGCCAGCACCGUCCCCUUGGGAGGAGGUCUGUCCAGCUCUGCCUCCCUGGAGGUGGCUUUCUACACGUUCCUGCAGCAGCUCAAGCCAGAUGAUGGAGACAAGGUAUCUAAAGCGGUCGCCUGUCAGCAGGCAGAACACACUCAUGCUGGGGUACCGUGUGGCAUUAUGGAUCAGUUUGUGUCCACUCUCGGCAGGGAGGGGCACGCUUUGCUCAUUGACUGCAGGUCCCUGGAGGCCACCUCUGUCCCUCUUGCAGAUCCAGGCCUGGUCAUUCUCAUCACUAACUCCAACGUGAAGCACUCUCUAACCGGCAGCGAGUACCCCACAAGGCGCAGACAGUGUGCCGAGGCUGCCUCCAUCCUAGGAAAGGAGAGUCUGAGAGAUGCUACCAUGAAUGAUCUGGAGGAGGCGAAGGACAGACUGGAUGAUGUAACCUAUCGAAGAGCUCGUCAUGUGAUCGAGGAGAUCCAAAGAACCGUCCAAGCUGCCGAAGCCCUGAAGAGAGGAGCCUACAGAGAGUUCGGCAAACUCAUGGUGGAGAGUCACAACUCACUAAGAGACUUGUAUGAGGUGAGCUGCAGGGAGCUGGAUGAGCUGGUGUCUACAGCCAUGGAGGUGGAGGGGGUGUUUGGCAGCCGGAUGACAGGUGGAGGAUUCGGCGGAUGUACUGUGACUUUGCUGCAGGCCCACGCCAUCGACAGGACUAUACUCCACAUACAGGAGCGAUACAGUGGAAGCCCGACUUUCUAUGUCGCAACUCCUUCAGAGGGAGCUCGGCCUCUCAGUCUGUCCUGAACAUCUCUGAGCACAACACAUUCAUUACUCUUUAUUGGCUUAAUUGAUUUUUUUUUAUUUACUAUUAAAAAUGAAAUAAUAUGUUGUUGCUAUGCAAACUGGCGCUGAUUGAAAGCAUUUUUGUAUAAUCUGGGAAAAUUGCCGUCACAGUAAAGCAAUGCUUUAUUGUCUGGAUAGCUGUUUAUAUCACGGUGUAUCACUGUCUUCCAUGGAAUAAAUCAUGUUGUUUAGAAAAAGUGAAUCUUUUUUUAAUGUGAUAUUUUUCUUAAAUUGAAUUUAAUAUCAACAUCUAAUGUCAGAACAGAUAAUUAUCACCAGCCAGCUUUUUUAGCUUCAUGUAGCUCAUUGUUUUUACAUUUACAGCCUCAGGGCUAUUAAAAUCAGCAGCUGGUUUUAGCAGGAAAAAGUGACAUAGUGCAGCAUUUAGCAGCUAAAGAGACACAGAGAUCUUUCCCUCUGGCAAUGGUUCAGGGGAGAGUGAAUGUUGUACUAACAUCAGGUGUACACAAAGGUGUGUCCAUUGGGGUGAUCAUGUUACUCUAUGUCUACCGGAUGUGUAAGCAAGAAUUCAUCUGUAAACACACAAUAAACAAUAAUAACUCUGUAAGGCAAUGAAAUAUCAGGACAAAUAUAAAGGAACAUUCAUGUUUUAAGGCCCUGCACACUCAUGUGGGUGUUUUAAUCCUGUUUAAUGGAUCUUUGCUUGGUCGAUGUUGGUCAGAGCUGAACUGUGUGGCAUCUCUAAAAAUAAUAUACUAAUAAAAAUACUGAGUUUGUACAGGUGACAGCAAAACUUACCGGAGUCAGUUAGAUGUGCAUUAAAGACAUGUAUGUAGAGGGUUUAAAAUAUGAAGCUGUUUUCUGUUUUUUUCUUCAGAUAAAUGAAGUUUCACAUUUCUGCACUUUCCCUUUAAAGGUCACUGGAAGUCUUAUCUUAGCCUGCACCACUGUUACAAAUCAACUGAUCACAAUAUACUGUGUUUGGAAUAUGAGAAUAAACAAGAUUGCAAUUUUCA
Larimichthys crocea (large yellow croaker) is the source of this 2296-nucleotide messenger RNA. It is a transcript of the gene galk1, whose product is annotated as galactokinase 1. Gene Ontology annotation, biological process: carbohydrate phosphorylation; galactose metabolic process. Lineage: Eukaryota; Metazoa; Chordata; Actinopteri; Sciaenidae. Gene Ontology annotation, cellular component: cytoplasm; cytosol. Gene Ontology annotation, molecular function: ATP binding; galactokinase activity. Bases 96 to 1280 code for a protein of 394 amino acids. The transcript is spliced from 8 exons. The record is from RefSeq and is a predicted model, not a curated record.